Molecule: messenger RNA, 761 nt
Organism: Scomber japonicus (chub mackerel)
Lineage: Eukaryota; Metazoa; Chordata; Actinopteri; Scombriformes; Scombridae
Gene: smim12
Product: small integral membrane protein 12
Exons: 2
Coding region: 51-326 (91 amino acids)
Source: RefSeq, a predicted model, not a curated record
UUGACCCAUUGCUGCACCAGCGUGCUAACGGUAAAGAGCAUUGUGCAGUCAUGUGGCCUAUAUUAUGGACAGCGAUGCGGACCUAUGCUCCUUACGUCACCUUCCCUGUGGCGUUUGUGGUCGGAGCAGUGGGCUACCACCUGGAGUGGUUUAUCAGAGGGACCCCCAAUCCUCAAGAGGAGGAGAAGAGCAUUGUGGAGCUGAGGGAGGAGAGGAAGCUGCAGGAACAAGUGGGAAUGGACAGCACCCAGGUGCUUAGCCUCAAAGAUAAACUGGAGUUCACACCCAAAGCAGCUCUAAACAGGAACCGACCAGAAAAGAGCUAACACGUCCUGCUGGGAGAGACUCAUGUCCAGUUGGAGGAUAGUGCAUUGGGAGCAAAGGGGACGAACUAGAGGGCCAAAACACCUAUUUUUCCUGUUCACCAUGGCGACACAUUCUCACUCCAGCAUGCCUGUGUAAAUAUCAGAAACUUUGUGGAACAUAAAGGACAGCUAAAAAGUAAAUACCAUUCUGCUGAGUCAAAUAUAGCUUAUAUGUGCUGUAUGUGGUUAAAACACCUUAAAAACCUAUGUGACUUCAUAUGAAACUUUGGCUGUCUCUGAUAAUAAGGCAUGAUGCGGUUUGGCCUCCUUUUCUCCACUGGCUCGAAGAAAAGAGCAUUUACUGUUUUAUUUAAAUCUAGUUGUUGUUCCACAACUCAUUGUAUUGUGUUUUUACUAUAAAACACACAAAUGUCUCUUUCUUUGAUUUUUUUCGUA